This is a messenger RNA of Coffea eugenioides, 1416 nucleotides long. Its product is annotated as protein O-glucosyltransferase 1-like. Lineage: Eukaryota; Viridiplantae; Streptophyta; Magnoliopsida; Gentianales; Rubiaceae. The record is from RefSeq and is a predicted model, not a curated record. The transcript is spliced from 6 exons. Bases 160 to 1416 code for a protein of 418 amino acids.
GUCCUUCUCUGCAUAGGCGCCUUCUUGACUACGCAUUUGCUUGAUUCAUCUUCAAAUGUAAAACCCCUGAACCAGUCUAACAAACUAGAAUUCCAGCUGAAUUGUUCACUUGGUGACGAAACUCGGAUCUGCCUAGGCAGUUACUACCCAUCCAAGUUUAUGUUACAAAACCCUGACCCUUCAUCAUCAACACCGCAGUCUAUGUGUCCAGAUUACUUUCGUUGGAUCCACGAAGAUCUAUCGCCAUGGAGAGAGACAGGGAUUACAGAAGAAAUGGUGAGGAUGGCUGGGAGGACAGCCAAUUUCCGAUUUGUUGUAGUUAACGGGACGGCCUAUUUGGAGACUUUUGACAGAUCGUUUCAGACUAGGGAUGUAUUCAGUCAGUGGGGAAUAUUACAGUUGUUACGGAGGUAUCCUGGUAAAAUCCCUGAUUUGGAUCUAAUGUUUGACUGCGAUGACUCUCCAGUUGUGAGGAAGGAAUUCCAACGUGGCCCCGAUGCCCCGCCCCCGCCGCCAGUGUUCCGCUAUUGCAAGGAUGAUGCCACCUUGGAUAUCGUUUUCCCGGAUUGGUCGUUCUGGGGAUGGGCAGAAAUCGAUACAAGGCCAUGGGCGCCUUUGUUGAAGGAAAUGAAAGAUGGGAACAAGAGGAGUAAAUGGAAGGAUAGGAAGCCAUACGCUUAUUGGAAGGGCAACCCUCAUGUUGCGGAAGGCAGGGUGGAUUUGCUCAAAUGCAAUGUUUCUGACAAAGAGGACUGGAACGCUCGUCUUUACGUUCAGGACUGGAAUAAAGAACAAGAACAAGGUUACAAAGAAUCUGUCUUGGCAGACCAAUGCGUCCACAGGUAUAAAAUCUAUAUUGAAGGAUCCGCUUGGUCGGUCAGUCAGAAAAACAUUUUGGCCUGUGAUUCUGUAACCUUACUAGUGAAGCCACAAUACUACGAGUUCUUCUCGAGAGGUUUGAUGCCCCUGCAGCACUACUGGCCUAUAAGAGCCGAUGACAAGUGCAGAUCCAUUAAGCAUGCUGUUGAAUGGGGCAAUGACAAUGAAAAACAGGCAGAGGAAAUAGGCAAGGCUGGGAGCAGUUUCGUUCAAGAGGAACUGAAAAUGGAUUAUGUUUAUGAUUACAUGUUUCAUCUCCUAAGCCAGUACGCUAAGCUUCUGAAAUAUAAGCCAAGUAUUCCUCCAAAAGCGAUUGAACUUUGCUCGGAGUCGAUGGCUUGCCCCGCACAGGCAUUAGAGAAGAAGUUUAUGAUGGAGUCGAUAGUUGGAGGUCCCAGCAGUGAGGCUCCAUGCAUCAUGCCUCCUCCGUAUGAUCCUGCAGCUCUUCAUUCUAUUCUAGAGGAAAAACAGAACUCAAUACAGCUAGUAGAAGAAUGGGAAAAACAACACGGGGAUGGUGAAAGGAAGCAUCCUUAG